Aphanomyces astaci is the source of this 4562-nucleotide messenger RNA. RefSeq lists its product as hypothetical. The coding region runs from base 1 to 4530 and encodes 1509 amino acids. NCBI's taxonomy places the organism in Eukaryota, Oomycota, Saprolegniomycetes, Saprolegniales, Verrucalvaceae. Gene Ontology annotation, molecular function: RNA binding; tRNA (guanine) methyltransferase activity. The record is from RefSeq and is a predicted model, not a curated record. Gene Ontology annotation, biological process: tRNA methylation. The transcript is spliced from 13 exons.
AUGCCAACUUCAAACUGCGAUCGCUGGACCGCCAAGGUGAAGGCCGCGCACGCCGUGUGCGUCAACCGCGCAUUGACUUCAUCGGACGAACUCAACUUGCUUGCAUUGGGCCUUGUGUCGUCCCUGGAUGUAGACGAUGUAGUCGACUUGUGUGCAACGGGAACCGUGGUCUCGACGCUGCUCCAUAUCGACGAAGCUUCCAUGAACAAUGCAGAGACGUUGCAUGCGCGCUUGUCGCUUGCCUUGGUAAAGCAAUGCGUGGACGUUGCAAAACGAGUCGAUUCCGGACAAAAAGCCUUGUCCCAGGCACUCGACGACCUCGUGUACAACGUAUGCUUUCCUCUCUUGCUGCCUAGCGCCGCGACGUCUUCACUGGCCGACGAUGCGCUUGGGCUUCUCUUGCAUGCACUGGGCUCGAUUCCUUCCAAGGAUGAUAUGUCGUGGUGGGAGUCGCUUCGUGUCAAUGUCGUUGCGGCAUUCGACGGCGCCGCGUCCUCGACGUCGCAUCCCCACACAAUCGCCGACCCUACAUGGCUUGGGUACGUGGUGGAGUUUCUCUUUGAGCAGCAUCUUGUCUCGCCUUCGUUCGUCCAGCGCAUGCUUGAGCUUUGCACGGCCAUCAUCUCGACGCCCGACACUUCGUUCUCAAGCUUGCGCCAAGCCAUCUUUGGGUCGGUGGUGCCCCACUUGAUCCAACACGAAGCAGCGCUGGCGUCGACUUUGAGCUCGCACGUGCUGACCGCGUGGCAGCCCGAGACCCUGCACGACUCGUUGCUCAUGCUGUGUGAACUGUUUCCCCACAGCCCGCACCACCUCCACACAGCGCCUUCAUUCCAUGCGAUCCUCCGACUCGGCCUUCAACAUGCGGAAGCCGUGGUCCGGAAGAUGGCGCUGCAUCUGCUUCGCGCAGCCUUGGCUACUGACGACGCGACCGUCGCGCAUGUGUCGUGGGGAACCUUUGUCCAUGCGUUUGAGAUUGUGCACUUCCACCACGAACAGCACCUGCUCGAGCAAGUGUGGGCCAGCAUCGCCGCGCUCAUUCGCCAUACCACCAUUGUCCUCCACCACCCUCACCACAGCAUCCACUCGACAACAGACGACAAGGAAGCGCCCUCGCUCUUCACCGCGCCGCUGCCGUUUGAAUGGUUCCAAGGAAUCGUCCACCGCUGCUGGCACCACGACAACCCAGUCGUCCGACGCAUGACGCUGGUCGAGUUCAUGGCCGAAGCCAUCAACACAUGGCACCCUUCUACUGCCGCCGCCGUGGUGCUCCAUCCCGAUGUGAUUCCGUUUGUAUUGACCUCCCUCCUUCCGUCGCUCAACGAUCCGUUCCUAUUCAAACACGAAAAGUACCGUGUCCGCGCCACGACCGUUGCAUUUUGCACGCGCUUUCUCCAAUUGACCACGAUGCCUGGCAGUGCCACCACGACCUUGUUGACGUACCUUGGUGCCGUACAAGAGGCCAUUUUUGGCGACUCGACGCGCGGCAACUCGCCGGACGCCCUCGUCGCGAUGCUCGCCGUGUUUUCCGAGCUCGAACACCCGCCGUCGCCCCUGUUGGGCGCCGACGGACUGCAGGUCCUCCGGUUCAUUGUCCACGCCCAUGUGCUGCAGUCUUUUCCAAAGAUCAUGACGUCGCUCGUGCCCAUCUUACAGCGCAUCCUCUUUGAAUUCACCGUGCCCCCACAGGCGCUUCCGUUGGAAGUCGUCGCGCGGUACUUGCUGCUGUUCCCCACCGAGCACAUUCAACAGCAUCGGGCGGCGUUUGCAGCGUACAUGGCGCCGCUGGAGCCGGCUAUCCACGAUGCCUUGGCGGUGUACUUUGAAAACCCUGCGACGCUAAGCACGGCGGCUCUCACCCGCGUGGUUCUGUCCGCCCCGCCAUCCGUCGUGCCGUCCAUGGCGGUUCUGUGGUCGGCCACGCCGUUGAACGCACACGUGUGCCGUCUGUUCCAGCAACUUCACAGCAGCACUCUGGCCACGGCCGAUAUCAAGGCCAUGGUCACCACGCAACUCCCCCCUGCGUACUUUUCCCAGGGUGUGGCCCUUGCGUUUCCUAGCCCGUCGUAUGCUGUCUUCCGGCCCGACGACCUGCCCGACCAACUCGCCGUCGUGUACGUGUUGACCCAUAUAGCUCUGCACGCGAUGAAAAUCCAAGGUGAUUGCGCCCCUGGCCACACCCUGAACGCCAUCCUCGUCGCAGCCGUCGCGGCCAUCGACGACGCCUCGCCGCACGACGCCACGUUUGUCGUUGAAUGUCUCCACCUUGUCGCACACGAAGCGCCAUUCCUCAUGGAUUCGCUGUCAGUGUUUGACCCGCAAGUGCUCGUGCCGCAGCUUCUCGGCCUCACCCUGCGCAAGCCAACUACGACAACAACGUACACGCAGCAGUUUGUCUUGGCCAAGUAUGCCGUGCUGUCGUCGUUGCUGUCGACGUGCUGGGCGUUGCCGCCGAUGUUGCUGCAGACAAUCCUCGACACGACCCUCGAUGCGCUGCCCACAGCCGGCAACGACCCCCUAGUCCUUGAGCACAUGGUGCAUGUGAUUCGCAUGGUGUUGCCGUUCACAGUGUUCAAUCUGCCCACAGAUGACGACAAGCAAAAUCACUUGGACGACGUGUUUUCGCAAGUGUGGACGGCUUAUGCCGACAGCCGCAAACCCAAUAGCUUGACCCACGCAGUGAUCCAAUGCGUAUUCCAACCGCGGCUGAUGCCACUCGUCGACACGUUCAAAACGUGGUUUCAAAAGUGGAGUCGAUUUGGCCAAGGCGGCAAGCGGCCGAAUGUGAUGUUCCACGUAGCCACAACACUGUGCAAUCUCUGGCGUCGGUAUCCCAAGAGCGCCGAGCCGUACGUGGAUGAAAUCAUCACGUUGUUGCUGUACAAAGAGCCUGCUGUGGAUGCCAAGGAGCAGAUGGUCUACUUGCCGAGUCAAGGGCACCAGAGCCACCAUCCCCCCGCCUUGAAGGAGCGCUUCGUUCGGUUUGUCGUGCUCGCGUUUUUAGAAGACGCCCCCGUGGCCUGCCACGGCCUGGUGGAUAAGCUCACGACGGCAUUGUUGGAGCUGCAGCUGAAACCCGAGUACCAAAUCCCCCAAAUGGUCAACAGCGACGGGUUUGGCCGGCAGUUGCGGAGUUGGCAGGCGCUGUGUGUGCUCAGUCGAUUUGUGCAGGCGCACACUGUCGACAGAAUCCACGAGUUGCUGUGGCACAAAUCGUUCUUGAACCACAACUUGCCUCAAAUUCGGUACUUUAUCGAGUUGUUUGCCAUGCGCGUGGCCGUGGCGUUCCCCAAGUCUUCGUUUCAGCACAUUCAAGCGUUGCUCCAGAACGUCCACCUCAUGCCGCAGUUGUCGGCGUCGUUGCUACUUGUGGCGUCCGUAUCGCUGCGACUCUUGCCGGUAGACGACACGCCCCAGCUGCACCUGGAUACACUGCUGCUCAUGGUCCCGUGGCUCAACUCUACCCACGGGCACACGCGCACGAUCGUUCAAUUCGUGGCCCUGACGCUGCUCCCAUACUUUUUGGCCAAAGAAGCCACCGCGUCGACGGUGCAGUUUUUGCAGCCGACGCUGCGGUACCUGAGCACCAACAAAGAGUGCAAGCGCAUGUUUCGCCGGCAAACCGACCAGAUGGCCACGUUCGAGCCCGAGAAAGAGUGCACGUUGGCGGGGCUACUCAUGGGCACAUUGAACGAAUUUGACGAGAUUGUCCCGAUCUCGAUCGUGGAGCAGAUCAAGGAGAGCCUUUCGGCGUCGUUUGCCCAGUUCCUCAAGGAAGACAGGCGCCACGGCGGCCAGUACCAAGCCAGCGUCGCUGGCGGCCUCGUCUUGCCCUCGUCUGCUCAAGAGGCACCACCAUCGUCCUCCUUUUCGUCGUCGUUGGAAGUACCAGUGGGCGACGACGACCAAGUCAUCGUGCAGCGCAAGAUUGACCCGAACGCCACCGCGUUCCUAGACGAGCUGCUUGCCCAAACCCAAGCCGAAAGCCUGCGCGACAAGCAAGUGAACGCCCGGAGACGCCGCCACCAACCGGUCGUUGUGUGCGCCAGCUUGGUGGACAAGCUUCCAAACGUGGCGGGGCUGGCGCGGACGUGUGAGAUUUUCAACGCGUCCAAGCUGCUGAUUCCCAACAUGGCCAUGACCCACGACAUUUUGUUUCGGCAGAUCAGUGUCACGGCCAACAAGUGGGUCGACAUGGAAGAAGUACCGCCGUCCAACGUGCGGCCGUACUUGCACCGCAUGAAACAGCAAGGGUACACGGUCGUCGCGUUGGAGCAGACGAGCAGCAGCGCGUGCCUGUCGACGUUUGCCUUUCCUGAAAAGUGUGUGAUUGUGCUCGGCAACGAGAAGGAAGGCAUCCCCGUGGACAUCCUCCAAGCCGUGGAUUUGUGUGUGGAAAUCCCUCAGAUGGGCGUGAUCCGGUCGCUCAAUGUGCACGUGAGUGGCGCCAUCUUGCUGUGGAACUACACGCAGCAGCGGCUGCUGGCUCGCCAAGGCACCCCCACGACCCCCACGACAUUAUUGCCAUAAUAAAUACAUCAAAGAUAUAUUGAUAUAUACUA